Molecule: messenger RNA, 1397 nt
Organism: Owenia fusiformis
Lineage: Eukaryota; Metazoa; Annelida; Polychaeta; Sabellida; Oweniidae
Source: the annotation of a GenBank genome assembly
CUGAUUAUGUUUUAGAUACGCACAAUGACCGGCAAACAAGAUGGGGUCCACCAGGGCUCGUAAUUGUCCAUGAGUUUUCACACUUACGUUAUGGCGUGUUCGACGAGUAUGGUAUUGCGAACAGUAACGUCACUCCGCUGUUUUACAUUGGACAAAAUGGCAAACCUGCAUACACGGGAUGCACGGAUAAGAUAAAAGGUAAAUUCAGAAAUAAAGACACAAACAAUCGUUGUAGGCGCACACCAACCGGUCUACCAGAGGCUGACUGUAGAUUUAUACCAGAUCUCCAUCAAACCACGAAGGCCUCGUUGUUAUACUUGCUUCUUGACUCUGUGGCACAUUUUUGUGAAUCUAACUCCUCAGACCUAGAUCUGCAACACAAUACAUUGGCCCCUAAUCUACAAAAUAAGAAGUGUAGCAGAAGAGGGACAUGGGACGUCAUUUUAGACCACAAUGAUUUUGCUAACAACAACAACAACAACAACAACAACCCCCCAAGAGAUAUUAAUGACGUUAGCCCAGACAUUCAAGUACUUUACAGAAGACCAAAGGGGAUUUGUAAACGGAUGGUAUUGGUGCUGGAUAAGUCAAAUAGCAUGGAAAAAAAGAACAGACUUUUUGUUUUGGCGCAAGCAGCCUACAAAUUCAUAAUCAGCACGGUACCAGAUGGUGUGGAGCUUGGUAUUGUCGUGUUUGAUGAAACAGCUCGAGUCACACACUCUAUGCAGCACAUACAGACACAACAGGAUCGUGAGAGUCUCGUUGCGGCGUUACCAACAACGUUUAAACUUUGGACGGCUAUAGGGAGCGGGGUUGUCGAAGCCAUGGAUUUGUUAAAAGAGGGCGGAGGUGUCACUGCCGGUGCUAAGAUGUUCGUAUUAUCAGAUGGUCAGGAAACCGACCAUGGACCAAGUAUUAAUGAAGUGUUGGACUCUGGACUUUUUGAUAACACUGGUGUAACUGUUGAUGUCAUUGCUUUUAGCAGCACGGCGGCAGACGAUUUAGAGAAGCUAGCACAAAGAACCGGUGGCAGUGCAUUUUUCUAUUCUGAGGAUCCUAGCUCUACUGCGCUUGAAGAUGCAUUCACCAGAUCACUGGGUGACACUAGGUAUUGCGCAGGAAUUCAGCCAGUUGAGGUUCGGAGCGAACGUGUUUUUGAAACAUCAUCUUCCACGAGUCAGUAUCCAAUCUUCAUUGAUUCAUCUCUUGGAAGAGACACCACAUUCAUGUUUACUCCGCCACCAAGUGUCAGGAACAUAGGAUCCUUAAUGAUAACUGUCUCUAGUCCUAGUGGACAGAACUAUACAAUAUUAUCUCCAGAGUCCUCAGAACACCCUGACUUCUUAGUUAUCCAGAUUGUUAUACUAGGUGUAUCAGAGUCAGGAUAUUGGAGAUAC